UAAAUUUAGAUUACAUCAUACUUAUAAUAAACAUCAUGUUACGUCAAAAGUUGUGAAUAUUCCUUUAUCUCGAACAUACCUAGAAAUAAAUUGCAAUGGAAGACGUAGGUUCUAAUUUAGACCUAAUUAGUGUAUUGUUACUUACGAAUCUUAUAAGAAUCUUAGUAUCUUUUACAAUAUACAAUGUAAUAUGGAAUCAUGUCAAGAAAAAUAAAUCUUUAUAUUCCUUUGCUGACAUUUCCAACAUCGACAAAGUAGUUCCAUGGAAAUAAAAGGAAGAUGAAACUUCAGGAGCAAUUAUGAUUUUUAUUGUACAAAGUCCUUUGCUAGUAAAAUGGGUAACCAAAAAAUCCCACAUCUACAAGAAACGGUUGUGGUAACCAAGUGGUUGCGUGCUCGUUCGAACUGCUGAAUCUCGGGUUCGAUUACAAAUCCCGGCGUUAUAUCAAACGUAGGAAGAUUUAACAUAGACAGUGCCUAUUUCUCCACCAAACAUCCGGUAUUAGUGGUAACAGUCACUGGACUUUCGAGUAUGACCUUAAAAUGGAGGCCUCGUUUCACGGUAGGCGUUGGAAUGACAAAGAACCCUCAUCAACUGUGCUAUGGUUAUAAACGUCAUACAUAGGUCAGCUUUGUUGCAACUCAACAACAAUCGGUGACAUCUAGGUGUGAGUGAAAAACCAACAGAUGGGACGUAAAUCAACACUGAAUUUUUAUAAAGAAAAACAUUAUGAAAGGUUUGUACUUUCAAGACCCUGUUAUAUUUUGAAGGUAUAAGUAUUUCCAACAUGGCUGCACAGUUUAUAAUAACAUGUGGACACUGUGACAAUCCAACAGAAUGUUUUUGUAAUCCUUGUCAAACAAGACUGUGUACAAAAUGCGUUACCAUCCAUCUCCAACAACAGACAGAAGAGGGACACGAAAUUGUCUGCAGCGCAAAGAAAAAGAACAAGUAUACGUCACAGAAAUGCAAGACCCAUGCAGACGUUGAAUGUCACGUGUUCUGCAGAACUUGUGACCUUCCAAUUUGCUCGAAAUGUGUCACUGGAAAGCACAAACCUCAUGCCAUGACAGAUCUCGAGGAGAAAAUUGAAAAAUUGUCGCAUACUUUGGAUCAAGAGCAAUGGGAAUUAAGAUAUACAAUCAGACCGUUAUAUAAGAAAAUCAUCGAACAGAUCCGAUUCCGCAUCUUCACUGUAAGGAAACAUUAUAGGUCCCUUUCUGAUGUUGUGGGGCACUGUGGAGUGAAAUGGCAUCAAAUAGUGGAUGAAAUAAUCACUGAUCUGAAAAAUGAACUGAUGCAGAUGGAAAUUGAUCAAUUGAAAUUACUUGAGAGAGAAGAACUCAUGUUUGAAGAAAUCGUUGGCCAAAUAGAUACUACAAUCAGUGGUAAUUCUGAUCUAAGUGCGUCGAAGAAUCGAGCAAAGUUGUUGCAAUACAGGUCCGAGAUAAAAAGCUACAGGAUAGUUCCUCCUCUCACGGAUUUUCUGCCUUCAGAAUAUGAAGUCAAAAUGCCCGCAAAAGAAAAGUUAAGAGUUCAUAUGGGGGAUUUGAAACGAUAUGAAGCCUUUGACUUGCCCGGGUACAGAAUUUCGAUGGAGCCACCUCAGAAGAUAUCCAAAUGUUUCAUCAAACAACCAAUGUUGAUUUCGCAGAUCCAGACACAUUUCCCAGCAGACGAUCAAGGAAACAGGAUAUAUGAUAUUGUGUCUGCAAGUCAUGGACGACUCUGGGCUACGGGGUUCUGCAGGACUAUGAAAUUCUUCAACACCGGUGGGCGUUGCAUUGACUCCUUCACAGUGGGUCACAAAAGUUCGUACAUAGCUCUGAUACCGGAUGGGGUACUUGCUUACAGCGACCAGUCGGAUAACACGAUCAAAAAGAUAGCGUCUGAUGGUACUGUGCAAACUCUGAUCGAGUUAAAGGAUUGGGUCCCAAAGGGAUUGGCAAGCUCCGAAUGGGAAGACGGGCAACAAAUAUUGGUGUGUCUCCACCACAAGGAGAACCAUAAGGUUUUAAGACUCAAUUCCAAGGGAAACCCGGAACAGGAGUUUCUUUAUCCCAACGAGCACCAUCCACUAUACAUUGCCGUGAAUAGAAACCGAGACAUAUGCACGACAGACCAUCGACAAAACUCGGUUGCUGUUAUCGAUAAAAAUGGAUAUCCUCGAUUUAUCUAUAAAGGCAAUCCGGAAUCCGGAAAAUGCAAGUCAUUUCAACCGAUCUCCAUUGCAACGGACUCGUUAUGUAACAUUCUUGUUACUGACUGGGCAAAUCACUUCAUUCACGUGCUUAGUGGUGACGGUGUGUUUCUUCGAUAUAUCACGCUGCUGCAGCGUGUCAAAGAACCACGUGGACUCUGUGUCAUGGGUGACGGUUUACUCUGUAUCGGAGAAUGCGCAUCUGGAAUCAUCAAGAUAUUCAGAUACCUGAAAAUCUAAAUCGGUUUGACACAAAGAAAGACAACUCUUGUAUGUAGUUAUCCUGUAUAAAAUGAAUUGUUUAUGAAAUAUGUGAUAUCAGGGGUACACUGAUUUAAUACACAAAGAAACAUUAUUUUAUUACAUAGUCUCAUAAAUUUUGACCAGGUUCAUAGCUUGGCCUAUAAAGGUAAGGGGUUAGUUCUAAAAGAAAUUUAAUACAGGUAAUUAAUUCAAAUGUUGUUCAUAGGUCUAAAUUCAGAAACUUUAUCCAGAAGAUAUUGCAACAGGUCAGUAAGAAUAUUCUGGUUACGCAGACUAGUUAAAUUUCGCAAUUCAAACUUGUAAAUUGGUGUGUGACGAAAAUGCGUGUAAUUUUCCUUUAAAGUCAGAUGAGCAUCACCAUGGUUUGUACAACAGACAAACACACAACGGUCUCUGCAAUACUGAAGGUGUCGCAAAAUGUUGACUGUCACUUGAACAUCCAUUUGUAAUUCUUCGUCUUCUCCCGUCGGUGUCAUGCGCACACUAGGAAUGAUUAUGAAUGCAUCAUUUGAAUGAAUCAAGGCAUCGUAGUCAUCAUUGUUUAAAUAAGAAUAUUCUGGGUUCUGUGAAUUCACAACUGUCAAUCUGCACCGGUCCUCUAGCUGUCUUUUAAAACUUGCAGUAAAUGAGGUACAUGUAGUUAAUGGUUGGACCUCGGUACUUGGGUGUCCUGAAUUUUCUGAGAGGUCCAGUACAAGGACUUUGAGAUCUGUAAAUAGGGAUAUCACUUAUUCCCAAUCUGAUUAACAUUUAUUCCAUUAUUAUAACGCCGUCAAUCUAUAUACCCCCCCCUCUCUCUCUCUCUCUCUCUCUCUCUCUCUCUCUCUCUCUCUCUCUCUCUCUCCUGUACUAUUUUCAUUAUAAAUCAGGGACGGAUCCAAACAUUUUUGAAAGAGGAGGGAUCUUUCAUUACUUUCGGUUUUCAAUGGUUUUCAAAGGGGGGGGGGUGUUUUUACCCUUUUUACUUGUAAGCAAAUUUAUCUGACGAAAGAGGGGAGGGGAGGGGGGGUUCCUACCCCCGGUACCCCCCCCCCCUCUGGAUCCGCCAAUGCAAAUGUAUUACGGAAAAUGUAUAAUGUGAUGAUUGAAACUCUUUUGCAUGUAUAUGUGAAUAUACGGUAUAAUGUAUGGUGCAUUAAUUUAGUAUGCUGGUGGAAGUGGAAUUAAAAAUCAGAUAACUUACCUGUA
Messenger RNA from Ostrea edulis (European flat oyster), 3653 nucleotides. RefSeq names its product E3 ubiquitin-protein ligase TRIM71-like. Gene Ontology annotation, molecular function: zinc ion binding; protein binding. The coding region runs from base 789 to 2441 and encodes 550 amino acids. Lineage: Eukaryota; Metazoa; Mollusca; Bivalvia; Ostreida; Ostreidae. The record is from RefSeq and is a predicted model, not a curated record. The transcript is spliced from 2 exons.